This is a messenger RNA of Zophobas morio, 792 nucleotides long. RefSeq lists its product as uncharacterized. Gene Ontology annotation, biological process: protein retention in Golgi apparatus; protein targeting to vacuole. NCBI's taxonomy places the organism in Eukaryota, Metazoa, Arthropoda, Insecta, Coleoptera, Tenebrionidae. The coding region runs from base 43 to 792 and encodes 249 amino acids. The record is from RefSeq and is a predicted model, not a curated record. The transcript is spliced from 8 exons. Gene Ontology annotation, cellular component: extrinsic component of membrane.
UUAAUUAAGAUAUUUCUACAAUAAAGGUUGAACGUGUUCACGAUGUUAGAAUCUUUAGCCGCCAACUUACUAAAUCGCUACAUAGGCGCUUAUAUUGAAAAUAUUGACCCAGAAAAAUUGUCUAUUGCUGCGUGGAAAGGCGAAGUGUCUCUUACAAAAGUUAAGCUAAGCAAGAGUGCGCUUGAUAAACUCGAUCUUCCCGUGGAGGUUACUUUUGGCUACUUGGAAAAUCUUCUUCUGAAGAUUCCUUGGACCAACCUUGGCUCUAGCCCAGUACAGCUGAAGAUUGACAGUCUGUUUCUCGUGGCAAAGCCAAAAGUCGAGCAAGAGUACGACGAGGACAAAGAAGUUGAACAAGAAUUUAGAAAGAAACAAAAACUUCUUGCCGACUUUGAGCAGAAAAAAGAAAAUCUGCGAAAGGAAAAAGAAGCACAACCCACCGACAAUGACCGCGACCAACCGGGAGGAAUUUCCCUCAUCUCUAAGAUUAUUAACAACAUUCAAGUGCAGAUAUGCAACGUCCAUAUUCGCUAUGAGGAUUGUUCUUCUCUUUCGGAGGAGUGCGUUUCCGCCGGGAUCACUUUAGAGAAUCUUUCUUUGCGGACCACUGAUUCCAAUUGGCAAGAAAAGUUUAUUGACUCGAUUCCGGCUAUAACCUAUAAGCUACUGACUUUGGACAACUUUUCCUUGUAUAUGAACAACAAGGCGUUAUCUGUCUCUACGGCGGAUGCCGACGGCUUUGCGGAGUCGAUGAAGUGCAUGAUAGCUUCAGAGAAAACGAGCCAACACUGA